Messenger RNA from Penicillium manginii, 1776 nucleotides. Its product is annotated as chromatin structure-remodeling complex subunit RSC7. The coding region runs from base 1 to 1776 and encodes 591 amino acids. The record is from RefSeq and is a predicted model, not a curated record. The transcript has 3 exons. Gene Ontology annotation, molecular function: chromatin DNA binding. Gene Ontology annotation, cellular component: nucleus. Lineage: Eukaryota; Fungi; Ascomycota; Eurotiomycetes; Eurotiales; Aspergillaceae.
AUGCCUCGAAAGGUCAGAGCGGCCGCCCAGGCUGCAGCCAAAUCAAUGAAAAAUGUGCCAGUAAUUCCCGAUGGCUCUGACGAUGAAAUGCUUGAUCUGCCACCGUCCGACCCAUCAUCUCCCGCGGUAGAAGAAGAUCAAGAUUCCCCGGAUGAAGAUCUAGAUGUCGAACCCGAAGCCGACGUUGAGGCUGAAGCUGAAGGGGAAAGCGCCGCGGACCCUGAUGCGCAGGCCGAGACCCCUGCCGAAUCGAAACAAGAGGAAGACACCAAGGCUGCGGCACCCGCUGUAGAUGCAAGUGCGGUUCUCGAGGGCGACAGCCCCGCCCUAGGCCGCCCAGCAAUCCCCCGCAAACGACGGAUUGGCCGUCCCCCCAAGAAUCCCCGGCCUGAAGAUCUCGACCUAGACGGCGCUCAGUCCCCAUUACGUGUUACAACUCCUGUUAAACGACGCCGUGGUCGCCCGGCUGCCAGUGGUGGACGCUGGGCGCGCAACCGUGGACCCAACCAUCUCACCCAAAUCCCAAUUGACAAGGAAGGGAACAUGAUGGAUGUGAUUGGGGAUGAAGUAUCUCUCCCUCCGAACCCUAUCGGCGACGCCAAAGUGGACCCAGAUGGCCACCUUCUCGAAGGACGGGAAUACCGUGUGCGUACAUUUACGAUUCUCAACCGCGACAACAAACUGUACAUGCUUUCAACCGAACCUGCCCGAUGUAUUGGAUUCCGCGAUUCAUACCUGUUCUUCCAGAAGCAUAAGAUGCUCUACAAAAUCAUCAUCGACGACGACGCGAAACGGGAUCUAAUUGAGCGCGACAUAAUCCCACACUCUUACAAGGGUCGAGCGAUUGGUGUAGUCACUGCGCGCUCUGUCUUCCGUGAGUUUGGCGCAAAGAUCGUUGUGGGCGGCAAGAAAAUUACCGACGACUAUGAUGAGCAGGCUGCGCGGGAGCGGGGCGAUGUUGAAGAUGAGCUAGCCGUGCCAGAGGACAAACUCCCAGGUCCGGGUGAGCCAUAUAACCGCAACCAAUAUGUUGCCUGGCACGGAGCAAGCGCCGUCUAUCACACAGGAGCACCAUCCGUACCAAUGGCAGGUGGAAAGCCAGUCGAUCUCAAGAAACGACGUGUGCCAGUCACCGAUGAUAACUGGAUGGUCGAGCACGCGCGCGCCGCAAGCACCUUCAAUUCGAAACUAUUCGAGCACCGCCGAUCCACCAUGGGUGGCAUCUACGACAUCCACACCAACUCCAUGCAAUAUCCAGAGGUCAUGCAGCCAACACACUGCCGCGUCGAGCGCGUUCCACCACCAGACAACCGCAGCCUAAUGACCGACAUGUCAUCGCUUAGCAUCGCAAACCAAAACCCCGACACCAACCCAUCAACCCCCAACGAGCCAACCGACUCCACCAACGAACCCACCACCCAAGAUAAUAAGCCCGAGCAACAACAAGCCUCCGUCUUCCCACCCGUCCCUGCCCACAUAUCCAACCGCUACGUCGUGCAGGACAUCAUAUUCGAAUCCCCGCCCUACUCAAACAUGGGCGUCCCUGGACCGGACGGAGACCUGCGCAAUCUUCAACCAAACGGCCUAGUCAGCAUUGCAAACCCCGCCCAUCCGGAAUUCAUGUCCCCCGAAAUCAUUGCCCUCCUGCCCGACAAUUGCAAAGAGGCUCUUCUCGAAUCCGCCACGCGCGAGGUAGAGUGGAAGAUGAAAUGGACGACCGAAGCAACAGAUACCCAGCGCGCUGUGCCUUCUAAGAGCUAUGCAUGGUAUCCCUAG